This is a messenger RNA of Telopea speciosissima, 982 nucleotides long. RefSeq lists its product as uncharacterized. The record is from RefSeq and is a predicted model, not a curated record. The transcript has 5 exons. The coding region runs from base 184 to 720 and encodes 178 amino acids. Lineage: Eukaryota; Viridiplantae; Streptophyta; Magnoliopsida; Proteales; Proteaceae.
GAGUGAUUGAUUCACCCACCAACGAGAACAGAAGAACUGGAAUUAAGCGAUCGAAAUCAUGAAAGAGAUUGGAUUUCGUCGAUAGGGACGGGAAGAUCGCUCAUUCGAGCUGAAUUGUUGAUUGCCUAUAUAUAUAUAUAUAUAAACAGUGAGAGCUUGACAGGAGGAGGAAGAAUAACAAGGAUGGGUGACGCAGCGGAUUUGUCAGGGUCCUUGAUCCAGAGGUCUAUCCUUGCAUCUUCGUCGUCUUCUUCUUCCUCAUCCAUCUUUGAUAACUUUCCUCUCAUUUCUGCUCUGAUCGCUUUCGCUCUCGCUCAAUCCGGCAAAUUAUUGACCACCUGGUACAAGGAAAGACGAUGGGAUGCUAAGCAACUCAUUAGCUCUGGUGGAAUGCCGUCAUCUCAUUCUGCCACAGUUACUGCUCUUGCUACAGCUAUUGGAUUCAAUGAUGGCUUUGGAGGAUCACUGUUUGCUACUGCAAUGAUCUUAGCUUUUAUUGUGAUGUAUGAUGCUUUUGGUGUUAGAUUACAAGCUGGACGUCAGGCUGAGGUGUUGAAUCAAAUCGUAUAUGAGCUUCCAGCAGAGCAUCCGCUCUCUGACACCAGACCAUUGCGUGAACUUCUUGGUCACACUCCUACUCAGGUUAUUGCUGGUGGAUUGCUAGGAAUUCUCACAGCCUCCAUUGCCUAUUUGAUCAAGAAAGUCUUUUCUCAAGUUUGAUGCUAUGUAUAUGCCAUACAGUUGACCUUUGAACACUGAUUACGUAUUGGCACUGAAUGACACAAAAGCUACUUGCCUGAACUGGUGACUUGCAUCUGAAUACGAAGCCCAUAUUUUUUGUAAUUCUGUCUUGACUACACUUGCUUCCUUCUGCAUUGCUCUCUUCUUUCCAUUUGGAUUACAGUAUGUUCAAAAUGAUCUUUAUUGAUUGUAACAGUGAUUGAAAAUUGAAAAGUAUUUGUUAUUUUCUGUUCUGCAAGUG